AUGGGUCAGAGACUAAGUGACCCUGUCCCUGAGGUAUCCCAUAGGGAGAAACCAAAGGAGACACAGGAACAUAAAGAUAAACCCAAGGAGAAGAGGAUCCCUCAAGCCCUGACCUUUCUUCAGCUGUUUACACUGCUGAGCUGCGUCAAGGUGAAGAAAACACCCUUUGAUCCCUCCCAGAGUGGUGAUGGGAGAAAGGGAACAACGAUAAACGAUACAAACAACAAUAAUGACUCUGAUACUGGCUUGGACUACUCUGCAGGUGACGUGAAAAGGAUCAAGGACAAGAGUAAAGGAAAGGUUGGGGGAGAGAAACAUAGCAUUGAAUCUCAGGACCAGAAAUGCAGAACGACACAGGAAAAAGAAAAAGACAUUAAACAAAGGCCUAACUCGGUCUCCCCUGAGGAGCAAGCAAAGAAGACCCAGCAGAAAGAGAAGAAGAAGAGCAUCCAUCCAGCUGUGGCGGCCCUGCAGCUGUUCACUCUCUUCUGCUGUGGUGGGAAAGUCAAGCUGAGGAAGUCUCGUCCCUCUCAGAACAGACAGAGUAGAAAGGACCAGGACAAAGAUAAUGCAUCUGAUACUGGUUCAGACUUGUCUGGAGGUGAUGUUACAACCAACAGGGUCAAGGACAAGAUUAAUGGAAAGGUGGGGAGGGAGAAAGACCAGACUAAAGUUCAGCUGUUGAAAUCAUCUCAGGACCACGAACCCGAAAAUCGAAGGACACGCCGGCAAGUGAAGACCCCUGUGGAGGAAAUUAACUUAAGACCUGACUCUCCGACUCUACCACGUGCCCACAGCUCCCUCUCUCAGUUUUCCCUGGCUCGGAACCUGGCCAUCCUCCCGCUGGAGUGGCAGCUACCCGGAGUCCCUCUGCCCACCUCGUCUAUGGCAACUAGGACAGAGAGAAUGCCAUCCUCUACCAACACUUCGACACAUGCGCAGAUGGAAACACAGACAUCAGAUAUGAACACAGACACACAGACCACUUCUACCUCUCAGAGCCAGAUCUCCAUGGUCUCAUCGGAGACCAUGAUAGAUCUUCACACGUCAGACUCCAUUACCCAGACCUCCACUCUUGACAUGGCACUGACCCCUGAGAGCACUAAGGACAUGAUCACUACUGAUGAGGAUGUGAAGGAUGACUCUGCUAAAGAUUUGAUCUCCACCCUAACAGACACCUCUAUGAAGAAAUCCAUCAGUGAGACCAGCCUGAAAGACCUCAUCGCUGAGUAUGAAGGUGACAAUGAGCUGAAGGAUAUGGCUGCCUCCGCUACCCCUGCUACUGAUAAUGCCAAUGAGGAUGCAAUGCUGCUGGAGAUUGCAGCACUUUUUGACUGAUUACAUGUUGACAGUGGAGACCGA
Oncorhynchus nerka (sockeye salmon) is the source of this 1362-nucleotide messenger RNA. RefSeq lists its product as uncharacterized. The transcript has 6 exons. The record is from RefSeq and is a predicted model, not a curated record. Bases 1 to 1338 code for a protein of 445 amino acids. Lineage: Eukaryota; Metazoa; Chordata; Actinopteri; Salmoniformes; Salmonidae.